This is a messenger RNA of Anarrhichthys ocellatus (wolf-eel), 2209 nucleotides long. Its product is annotated as mitogen-activated protein kinase kinase kinase kinase 3-like. The transcript has 18 exons. Gene Ontology annotation, biological process: intracellular signal transduction; protein phosphorylation. Gene Ontology annotation, cellular component: cytoplasm. Lineage: Eukaryota; Metazoa; Chordata; Actinopteri; Perciformes; Anarhichadidae. Gene Ontology annotation, molecular function: MAP kinase kinase kinase kinase activity; ATP binding. The annotation marks the transcript as partial. The record is from RefSeq and is a predicted model, not a curated record.
CCUUCGACCCCCGGUGUGUGUGUGUGUGUGUGUGUGUUGCCAGCGGACUUUGGUGUGUCGGCUCAGAUCACCGUGACCAUCGCUAAGAGGAAAUCCUUCAUCGGGACUCCGUACUGGAUGGCUCCGGAGGUGGCGGCGGUGGAGAGGAAGGGAGGAUACGAUCAGCUGUGUGACAUCUGGGCCGUCGGCAUCACCGCCAUCGAACUGGCAGAACUACAGCCGCCCAUGUUUGACCUCCACCCCAUGAGAGCUCUGUUGCUGAUGACCAAGAGUAACUUUCAGCCACCCAAACUGAAAGACAAGAUGAAGUGGAUCCCGUCUGGAAACACCAGAGAAGGAAAAACUCUGUCUGAGAUUAACUUUGAUCAGAUGAAGUUUGAUCCUCCUCUGAGGAAAGAGACUGAAGCUCAUCAUGAUGAGUCGGAUCGUUUCCUGGACUGUGAGGAGGAGCUUUACUUCACCGCAAGAUCACACCUGGAGCUGCAGGUGAAAGAUGAAGAUGAAGGACCAGUCGUCGUCCUCAGUAGAAACAGUGUAAAAGACUUCACGUUGCGGCCCGGCUGUCCUCACGAAGACCCUGAAGACCCUGGAGUUCCUCUCACUCAGGAUGGACACCCGCCCCCUAAUGAUGAUCACCAUGGAAACCAGGGACACGUCUCCUCCUCUGAUCAGCAGUCUGCAGCACCUCCUGCUGUUCAGCACACGAAGGACAAGAAAGAUCCUCCAAUACCUGUUAGCAACGGACUUCCACCUACACCUAAAGUCCACAUGGGAGCUUGCUUCUCUAAAGUUUUUAACGGCUGUCCUCUGAGGAUUCACUCUGCUGCCUCCUGGAUCAACCCGGAGACCCGAGAUCAGUAUCUGAUCUUUGGAGCUGAGGAGGGAAUUUACACUCUGAACCUGAACGAGCUGCAUGAGAACUGUAUGGAACAGUUGUUUCCUCGCAGGUGUACCUGGGUUUAUGUGAUGAACAACACUCUGAUCUCCAUCUCAGGUAAAGCCUCUCAGCUCUACUGCCACAGUCUGGCCGGUCUGUUUGAACAGACUCGACAGAAACAGAGGAUCACCGUUUCCAUCUCGACUCGCCGUCUGCCCGACAGCAUCCUGCCCCGGAGGUUUUCCAUCUCCAAUAAGAUUCCCGAUACAAAAGGCUGUCUGAAAUGCUGCGUAGUGAGAAAUCCCUACACUGGUCAUAAGUACCUUGGCGGAGUAUUCCAAUCAGGUGUGGUCCUGCUGGAGUGGGUGGAGCCUAUGCAGAAGUUCAUGCUGGUUAAGAGCGUGGACUUCCAGCCUCCGUGUCCUCUGGAGGUAUUGGAGUUGCUGGUUGUACCCGAGCAGCCGUACCCUCUGAUCUGUGUUGGUCUGAGCAAAGGAACUAAACCCAACCAGCCCGUCAGCUUCCAGACCCUCGAUCCAAACUCCUCCUGCCCCGCCCCACCUGACACAGGUACAACUCCUCCUGUCUCAGAUACAUCUUCUCCAGAAUCAGGUACAACUACCCCCAACUUAGGUACAACUACCCCCCAACUUAGGUACAACUACCCCCUGACUUAGGUACAACUCCUCCUGACUCAGGUACAACUCCUCCUGACUCAGGUACAACUCCUUCCGACUCAGGUACAACUCCUUCCGACUUAGAUAUAACUCCUUCCGACUUAGAUAUAACUCCCCCCGACUCAGGUACAACUCCCCCCGACUCAGGUACAACUCCUCUUUACUCAGGUGCAACUCCUCCUGUCUCAGAUACAUCUUCUCCAGAAUCAGGUACAACUACCCCCAACUUAGGUACAACUACCCCCUGACUUAGGUACAACUCCUCCUGACUCAGGUACAACUCCUCCUGACUCAGGUACAACUCCCCCCAACUCAGGUACAACUCCUCUUUACUCAGGUGCAACUCCCAUCUGACAAAGAUACAUCUCCUCUCAGGAACAACUCCCCCUGACUCAGGUACAGCUCCUUGUGUCUGAUAUACAAGUAUGCCUGACUAAGUUAUACCUGAUGACUCAGAUACAGCUCCUCUUGACUCAGGUACAACUCCUCCUGUCUCAAAUACAACUAAGCCUGACACAGGUAUACCUCAUGACUCAGGUACAACUCUUCACAACUCUUCACAGAGUUUGCUACUGUAUCAGCAGCAGUGGCGGGCCGUGUGUUUCAUACCUGGGCCUUCAGUGCUGUCCUACUACAGUUGAACCACCUCCUAAUA